Messenger RNA from Metarhizium brunneum ARSEF 3297, 468 nucleotides. NCBI's taxonomy places the organism in Eukaryota, Fungi, Ascomycota, Sordariomycetes, Hypocreales, Clavicipitaceae. The record is from RefSeq and is a predicted model, not a curated record.
AUGGCUCCCACCACCAUCUCCGGCGGCUGUCUCUGCGAAGGCGUCCGCUACACAAUCACAUUCCCAGCAGACCACGACUUCACCGCGCAAUGCCGCAAGCAGACGGGCUCGCUCAUCUUCCGGGUGCACAGGGUCCCCGUCUCCUCGCUGAGGUACACGUCCUCGGCGACGCUCUCGGAGUACCGCGCGUCGCCGGGGAACGCGCGCGGGUUCUGCUCCCGCUGCGGCUCGCUCCUGUUCUGGCGCCACGAGGCGUCGGACAGGAUCAGCAUGUGCGUCGGGUGCUUCGACGCGGAGGCGCUGCGCGAGCACGGCCGCCUGCUGACGUAUGCGGAGCGGCACCUCUUCUGCGGCGCCGAGAUCGACGGCGUGACGGACCACUUACCCGGGGACAGGUACAAGUACGACGACGAGGAAGGCGAGGGCGAGGGCGAGGUUGUCCUGCUGGGGAGGAGGGAGCCUCGCUAG